AUGAACCACAGUGUGAUCACAGAGUUUAUUCUUCAAGGCCUUUCUGAUGAUCCUGAACUUCAGGUUAUGAUAUUUAUGUUUUUAUUUAUCACAUAUAUACUAAGCGUCACUGGGAACCUGACCAUCAUCACCCUCACCCUCUUGGACUCUCAUCUCCAGACGCCUAUGUAUUUCUUUCUCCGAAACUUCUCCUUUUUAGAAAUCUCAUUCACGACUGUAUGCAUCCCUAGGUUUCUGGGGGCAAUUGUCACAAGGGAUAAGACUAUUUCCUAUAACAAUUGUGCAGCCCAACUAUUUUUCUUUAUUUUCAUGGGAGUGACUGAAUUUUACAUUCUGACUGCCAUGUCUUAUGAUCGUUACGUGGCUAUCUGCAAACCCCUUCACUAUACAACCAUUAUGAGCAGGAAACUUUGCACCUUCCUAGUGUUAUGUGCAUGGGUAGGUGGGUUUCUGACUGUUUUCCCACCCCUUAUGCUUCUCUUACAGCAGGAUUACUGUGCUUCCAAUGUCAUUGAUCACUUUGCAUGUGACUUUUUCCCUCUCUUGCAACUGUCUUGCUCAGAUACACGGUUCCUAGAAAUAAUUGGAUUUUACUUUGCUUUGGUUACACUGCUCUUCACUUUGGCAUUGGUGAUUUUAUCUUAUGUGUACAUUAUCAGAACUAUUUUGAGAUUUCCAUCUGCCAAUCAGAGGAAAAAGGCUUUCUCGACAUGUUCCUCUCACAUGAUUGUCAUUUCCAUUUCUUAUGGAAGCUGUAUAUUCAUGUAUGCUAACCCUUCUGCAAAAGACAGUGCAUCAUUGACAAAAGGAGUAGCUAUUCUUAAUACCUCUGUUGCUCCCAUGCUGAAUCCCUUCAUUUACACACUGAGAAACAAACAAGUGAAACAAGCCUUUAGAGAUGUGGUUAAUAAAGUGAUAUUUUCUACAAAAUAA
This is a messenger RNA of Sorex araneus (European shrew), 933 nucleotides long. RefSeq names its product olfactory receptor 6C3. Gene Ontology annotation, molecular function: olfactory receptor activity; G protein-coupled receptor activity. Gene Ontology annotation, biological process: G protein-coupled receptor signaling pathway. Gene Ontology annotation, cellular component: membrane. NCBI's taxonomy places the organism in Eukaryota, Metazoa, Chordata, Mammalia, Eulipotyphla, Soricidae. The record is from RefSeq and is a predicted model, not a curated record. The transcript has a single exon. The coding region runs from base 1 to 933 and encodes 310 amino acids.